Bombina bombina (fire-bellied toad) is the source of this 2781-nucleotide messenger RNA. RefSeq lists its product as uncharacterized. The record is from RefSeq and is a predicted model, not a curated record. The coding region runs from base 583 to 2730 and encodes 715 amino acids. The transcript is spliced from 2 exons. NCBI's taxonomy places the organism in Eukaryota, Metazoa, Chordata, Amphibia, Anura, Bombinatoridae.
AGUUCACUGCGGAGUAUUUAUAAGUGAUUUGCAUAUGUGUAAUUUAUAUUUAAUCUGCAUAUUGUAAUAAUGUUUAAUUAGCCUCAUUGUAAUAAAAGUUUUGUUACUGCUGGAAUAAGACUUUGUGAGUUUAUGACCUUACAAGUAGUUUAAGCUAGUGAUUGUGUGUUAAUAUUAUAUAGUGGGUAUAAUAAUUCAUAAGGGAUUAUUAAAUGUAAUAUUAGCCUUUCACUAAAGUGUAUAGCAAAUAGAUACUAAGAUUUAUAGAGUCUUAGGUACCAUUUAAAUGCAGUUAUUUCAUUGGCGAGCCAGCGAAUUUUCUUACCAACUACACUUGUUUUAAGGGGGGACUAAUCCAGGUUCUUUUUAUAAUACAAGUGUGAUUUUUGGACGAAAAUUGAACCUAGUUUUUGCUAUACUGUUUUUGAGUUGAGCGUUUCAGCAGUAAAGUCUUUGGCCAAGACUACAGAUCCAGAGAGGCAUUACCUAAGGAUCAGUUGAACCAGACGCAGAGAAAAUCAUAUCGCGCAGGACGUGAAUCUGAUUUGCUGGCAGUCUGAAGACACUUUAAAGUAUUUCAUUAUGUGGAGCCUGAGAGGAAUGAUCGCCACAAACCUAUUUGUAUUUGUGUGGGUGUUAUUGCAAAAACUUCCAAUCUGUGACUGUAAUGAACUUUCAAUCACAAACCUCACAAGGAGUCGUAGAUGGAGCUCAAGCAGCAUCAUCAGAGGAUGGACAGGCUUAUGGAGCUCUCAAGACCUUCACAAAGAUUGUUUGGGAAAAUUGACUUUUAAUGUGGGUGGGAAAAUUGAAAUAUUUGCAGAAAAACAUCAAGACAAUUUAAUUGGUUUUUGGAGGGUCAAUCAGGGUAAUAAAGUUGAAUGGGAAUGUAAGUGGGUGGCUUGGGGAAAAUGGACUGUAGGUCUGGUGGGAGAAGGUGUUUCUGUGUCUACAACAUUUACAAAUCCUAUUCACACUAUAAAUGGCGAUAACUAUAAUAUAACCAAGGUUAUAUUUGAACAACAAAUUGGAGAAGGGAUUAAUUGGAGGGUUACAGCUGCCAACUUUGGUGGAGGGAUUGAAGUAUACUUAAAAAUAGAUCAAAUAAAGGAAACAACCACAUUUACGCCUUUGAUCUAUUCUACUUUAAUCACUACACCAAAGAUGAAACAUUAUGACAAUACUCCAAUGUGUAAGGGGAAAAGUGUUGUUUCUAGUGGUCCAUUUCAAACAAGUACAAUCAAGCCAACUCCAGUAUUGAGGGAUGCCACAUUCCAAUUUAUCACGUGGAAGAUUAAAAUAAUAGAUUGGCUAGUUUCCACACAUUACCAAAAUUGUUCCAGAAUUACUGCCACUAUGGAAAAAGCAUUAGUUAAGUGGGCAGAAGGUACUAGGAGAAGGACUAGGAGGGAUAUCAUGGAUACAGUUUUGGGAGGUGUGGGAACAGGGCUAGGUGUGGUAAAUUCCAUUGACAUAUCCAGCUUAACAGCAACCUUACAGUCUCAGGGGAUGUUAAAUGCAAAAGGGAUUCAUACGCAACAAAUGAUAAACACUCUGGUAGAGACACUGACACAGACAGUCAUUCAGGUUCAGGGUCCUGCCAUUCAACAUACAGAGGAAAUACUGAUAGGAGUAAUUAGCAGGUUAAGGGAAGUAUCCUGGGAUUUUGUGUGUAUUUCCAUGCAAACAGAAUUAUCAACUGACUUUAAAUUAAUAGCACAGGCUAUGGAAAAUAACCAUACACCUUUGGGAGGGUGGGAGCAGUCUGUUGUUAACAGUUUUGCAUCAAAACACAGAGAAUUAUGGUUAAACAGUUGGUUGGGCUGCAGGGAAAAUAUAUGCAGGGCUACUUCACUUGUGCCCACUAGUGGUACCUAUCAGAAUGUUUAUCAUUUGUUUUCACUAGGAACACCUGUCACAGAAUCUCAUGUUUUGCAUCAUGAGUUAGAGUUCCCAAAUUUUAUAUGGAAUGGUUCCCAUAUGGAACAGGUAGAUAUGUCUGGCUGCAUAAGGUUUCCUUCUAAAAUUUUAUGUCUACCCAACCAGGCAAGAAUAAUUUUUGAUUCCUGCUGGCAUAAUCACUCAUAUUGCAAUGGUUUUGUGGAGAAAGUUAAUCCCCAAGAUAUGAUUUUUCCCUUAGGACAAGGAAAGGUGUGUUUUGUUGCAUUGAAGCCUAAAGAUGAAGUGCAUGUAUGGUUUGACAGGUGUAAUUCAAGGGAACAAAUCACACCAGGGAUUUAUUGUAUUACUGGGUACCCUGUGAGGAUAAGUUCACUACAGUUUAACUUCACUGUCCCACAGUUACUCACAUAUAACGCUACCUUGGGGGCUCCACUCAUAACCCCAAUAUUAGUAGAUGAUGCACCUUGGCAAAAAUGGGUAACCUUAUUGCAAAAAGACUCUGUGUUACUAGAACAUCUUAAAAAUUUUGGGGAACGUGUUCAUGUAAAUUUCUACCAUCAGGAACAAGAACUACAAAGGAUUGAACAUACUUUUACGGAGAUGUCAAGUGCAACCUGGUGGCAGAAAUUAGCAAAUUCCUUUUCGAAACAGUCAUCAUGGGGUUCUGCAUUGGGAAAUCUGUUUAUACAUCCAUUUAUAAUCAUAUUAUUUAUUUCUAUAUUAUGUAUAAUUAUUCAAAUUUGUAUGUGUUGUUAUUUAAAAUCAUUAAUUGCACGUGUAUAUCACUUAUAUUAUGGUAUGCGAAUGGAAGCGUCUUUAGUACACUAAUAUAGCCAUCACACAUAGGUGGGGUUAGGAAUCUUCCAUCAGAUUCACUCA